Messenger RNA from Cylicostephanus goldi, 510 nucleotides. The record is from the annotation of a GenBank genome assembly. NCBI's taxonomy places the organism in Eukaryota, Metazoa, Nematoda, Chromadorea, Rhabditida, Strongylidae.
AUGGAAGCAACCUAUUAUCGUGACGUCCUGAGCGAAAUGGGCGAAGGAGUUGUUCGCACCUCAGUUAUUCACACAGCUCCGGCUUGCACUAGUAUUCUUGACUCAGAAAGUGAGGAUGAGACCAAGGAAGUCAAGGUCACACCUAGAACGAAUGAACAGCGAAUGGUCAUCUUCCUUUACUUAAGGAAUGAUUCGCUGUUAAGGAAUUCAGCCGAGGAACAAUGGCUACCAUUCGGCGAGUCAUGGCGCAACGAACAGCUCCGCUUGUCGCUUGAGCGAGGAAGUAGUAAUUUACUUGUGUUCCCAUACUGUGAAGCAUCUCCACAUGGCGAUCGUGGUCACGAAGCUGUAGAACACGACUUUUCUCGUAUUGAAAGCAUCAAACGACCGCAUGGAAGACGAGGAAAGAGUCAAAAUCGACAGCAGUUUCAAGUACGGUGCAUCGGCAUGUCUGCAUCAUUUAUAGAGCGUUUUAAUAAUUCAUUUCGAGCAACAUCCUUCGACAAUUGA